GGAGAGUAUUUUUUAUAGUCUAUGGAGUAGACGCGACAUUUGCCGCAAGUAGAAAGGAGUGGAGCGAUUGAGAACGAAAACGCUUCUUUCAUGUGGAUUACUUCUGGAAAAAAUAAACCCCUACCAAAAGCGGAAACUAGCUAAUACAUUAGGAACAACAUCAAAGACUGGAAUUAUACGGUCGCUGUCUACAGGACCCAACCCAUGAUGUACAGCGCCUGCUCUACAGUCCCACCCACUUCCUGUCUGUAGAGGAAGCGGCUCCACCAGUAUGUCUUCCCACCCCCAGUCUGUGCCUCAGGGCCGGAGGGCUGUGGACACCCGCCACCUGCCAAACCCUGCCAGUCUACCACUGCAGCUGGCACGGGCACACACGGAUCUGGGAAUGGCGGACUAUCACCCUCAAUCUCGGGACUACAGCUCCCACCUGGCUCAGCCCCACCGCCGCAGACCCUCUCUACUGUCCGAGUUCCAGCCAGGGAAUGAGAGAGGUCAGGAGCAACACAUCCGCUAUGAGCACAUAUACCUGCCUGAUCCCAACAGCCUAUCAGAGGUGGAAUAUGCUGAGAUGAAGCGUCCUCGGCUGGACAUGGGGGCGGAGUCUCUCAUGAGGCACUCAGCCCACCGCCCACAACUUCCUCUGGGAGGGGCAGAGGACAUGUCAAAGGACCGGGGCAGCUCCAUGGGGAAGCUGGAGCCAAUCUCCCCCGUCAGCCCGGCCCAGAUGGACCCUGAUCUGGACCUGGUGCCCGCUCGCUUCUCCAAGGAGGAGCUCAUCCAGAACAUGGAUCGUGUGGACCGGGAGAUUACAAUGGUGGAGCAACAGAUCUGCAAGCUACGCAAGAAACAGGUACAGCAACAGCUGGAGGAGGAGGCAGCAAAGCCCCAGGAGCCGGAGCGGUCCAUGAUCUCCCCUCCGCCCAGCGAGGCCAAGCACCGUAGCCUGGUGCAGAUCAUCUACGAUGAAAACAGGAAAAAGGCAGAGGAAGCUCACUGGAUUCUGGAAGGACUGGGACCCCGAGUAGAACUGCCUCUGUACAACCAGCCCUCCGAUACCAAGCAGUACCAUGAGAACAUCAAAAUAAACCAGGCGAUGAGGAAGAAGCUCAUUCUUUACUUCAAGAGGAGAAAUCAUGCUCGUAAGCAGUGGGAACAGAAGUUCUGCCAGCGCUAUGACCAGUUGAUGGAGGCCUGGGAGAAGAAAGUGGAGCGCAUUGAGAACAACCCCCGGCGCCGGGCCAAGGAGAGCAAGGUGCGCGAGUACUACGAGAAACAGUUCCCUGAGAUCCGCAAGCAGAGGGAGCUGCAGGAGCGCAUGCAGAGUAGCCGGGUGGGGCAGCGUGGAGGGGGAUUGGCCUCGUCUUCAGCCCGCAGUGAACACGAGGUCUCUGAGAUCAUCGACGGCAUAUCAGAGCAAGAGAACACCGAGAAGCAAAUGCGUCAGCUGGCGGUCAUCCCUCCCAUGCUAUUUGACGCAGAGCAGCAACGUAUCAAGUUCAUCAACAUGAACGGCCUGAUGGACGACCCCAUGAAGGUGUACAAGGACCGGCAGGUCAUGAACAUGUGGAGCGAGCAGGAGAAGGCCACCUUCCGUGAGAAGUUCAUCCAGCACCCAAAAAACUUUGGCCUGAUUGCUUCUUUCCUGGAGAGAAAGACUGUGGCAGAGAGUGUCCUCUUCUACUACCUGACCAAAAAGAACGAGAACUACAAGAACAUUGUGCGCAGGAACUAUCGGCGCCGUGGCAGGAGCCAGCAUGGCCAGCAGCAGCAACAACAACUGCAGGUGAACCGCAGCAGCCAGGAGGAGAAGGAGAAGGACAAGGAGGAGAAGGAGAAGGAGAAGGAGAGGGAGAAGGAGAAGGAGAAGGAGAAAGAGAAGGAGGGAGAGAAGGAUGAGGAGAAGACUGAGGGGGAAGACAAGGAGGAUGUAAUGAAGGACGACACCUCCGGCGAGGACGGGGAGGACAAAGAGCCCACUGUGGCUUUCAAGGGUCGACGCACGGCCAACAGCCAGGGCCGGCGCAAGGGCCGCGUCACCCGCUCCAUGACCAGCGAGGUGGAGGAGACCGCCACUCCACCGCUCAGCAGCGAACUCGCCAAUCUGGAGAUGAAUGAGAGCUCUCGCUGGACUGAAGAGGAGAUGGAAACCGCCAAAAAAGGUCUUCUCCAGUAUGGUAGGAAUUGGUCAGCCAUCGCCAAGAUGGUUGGCUCCAAAACUGUGUCACAGUGCAAGAACUUCUACUUCAACUACAAGAAAAGGCAGAAACUGGAUGAGAUUCUGCAGCAGCAUAAAAUGAAAUCGGAGAGAGAGCGUAAGGCGCGGCGUAAAGGCAAAGCCCUACAAAGUGAAGAGGCCAGCGCCCCGUCUGCUGCCGAGGAGGAGGAGAUGGAGGGUUCCGGGGCCAGCGGCAACGAGGAGGAAGCUCCCGAGGAUGGAGAAGGUGGGGCUAACAACAGCUCAGACACAGAGAGCCUGCCCUCUCCGCGUUCCUCUGAGGACAGCAAGGCUAAAGAGGAGGGUGGCGGUAGGGCCAAGGCUGGCUCCAAACCUGGGGACAAGGAGGCCUCAGGCUCCCACAUGGUCCAGGGAGGAGAUGAAAAGCCCCCAGGAGAUGGGGACAAGGCCAUCAAGCAGGAGGUGAAGACUGAAGCAGGGGAGGGUUGCAGGGAGCUACCCAGUGAAUCCACAGACGGAGACAGAAAGCCCCCCACUGCAGAGGCAGAGGAGAGCAAGAGCUCCUCCAAGAGCUCCAAGAGGGACCACGAGCCCAAGACUGGCUCCCAUGCAGACAGUGACUCUAGCGCCACCUGCAGCGCUGAUGAGGUGGAGGAGUCAGAGAACACCGAGAAGAACAGGAUGACGUCCCCAAACCGGCCCAGCCUUCUAAACUAUGCUCAUGAUGGGGUCAUCUCCUCCCCCCUGCAGAAGCCCAUGGACCUGAAGCAGCUCAAACAGAGGGCUGCGGCCAUCCCCCCUAUUAUGCCCCAGAUCCCGGAGGGUGGCCCGCGGGGUGGGGUUGGUAAGGCCGUGCUGCCCCCCCAUGCCCUGGCUCUCUACCAGCAGCAGAUCACCAUGGCCCACGGAGAGUCCUCCCAGGAGGCCAAGCAGCAGCAGCAUGCAGGUCAGCCCAGCAAACAGCACCCUUACCCAGCGCAGGGAGACAGAGACCCCCACAACAUCAGCAGCCCCCGUGUCCGCCCACGCAGCCCCUCCACCAGCGACAAGGACGAGCUGGAAGGCAACGAGAGGUGGCUGCAGACUCUACUUCACGGAUUACAUAAGUCCCGGGCCUUCUCUCCUCACGGAGACCCUAAGAAGCAGGCGGUGGGGCCAGAGGACCUGAGGGCCACUACCCUGGGCCGGCCUGUCAUGUCCCCCUACCCAAUGUCCCCUCGAGACAUGGCCAAGCUCAGCCACGAUCAACACCUGCUCCACUAUAACUCAUCUUUCCAGCAGGUUGGCCACUCUGGACCCCCUGGUCUGCAGCAGGAUGGCAUCAGGUUGGCAGCGGUGCGCCCCCUCCACAUGCCAGAGCCACCCCCUCUCAUCUCCUCCAACAAGCCAGGGGGGUCUAUUACACAGGGAACCCCAGUGCAGCUUCAUAGCCCGGCUCACGGGAUGGACCAUGGGAAGAUGCCCCCUGCACAGAUGGGUUUGUCCUGGAUGGAUCAGAGGAAAGUGGGUGAGUCCAAGUGUCUGGAGUGGGUGCAGCAUUCCCAGCCUUGGUUUGCUGGUCCCUACCCUGUGGUGAAGCAGGAGCAGCUGUCCCCGCGGUGCUCGUCCUCCCAGGCAGAGAACCUGUCCACGCAGGGGGCGCCCCACGACGCCAACGCUGGACGUGGGUCCAUGCCAGCGGUGCAGGGGGGCAGCAUCACGAAGGGCAUCCCUGGGACCAGAGUUCACCAGGACUCCCCCAUCUCCUACCGAGGAGGCUCCAUCACCCAGGGCACCCCGGCUGACGUUCUGUACAAGGGGACCAUAACCCGUCUGAUCACGGAAGACAAUCCCAGCAGGGCAGAGAGGGAGCGGGACGAGGCCCUGUCCAAAGGACAUGUGGUCUAUGAGGGCAUCAGCGGACACAUCCUCACCUAUGACCGCCUACCCUCUCAGAACCCUAAAGAAGAUGGCCGGGGCCAGCCUGGGGAGAUCUUGGGGCUGAAGCGCCCCUAUGAUGUCAUGGAGGGAGGGAUCUCCAGGGGGCUGCCCAUGAGGGACUCUCUGUCUGCAGCCAACUGUGAGGGUCUGAUGGGUAGAGCCAUGCCCCAUGAGAGAGACAGCCCACACCCGACCCACCACAUCCGUGGUUCCAUUUCACAGGGUAUCCCCCGUCACCUGGAACCCCAGGAUGGCUACAUGAGGCGAGAGCCCAAGCAGAUGAAGAGAGAGGGCUCCCCGCCCCGAGGGCCUAGCCAGAUGGCUGACCCCAUGAAGGGCCGAGACGGCAUGGUGCCCACCGUGAAGGAGGGGGGCCGAUCCAUCCACCUCAUUCCCAGAGAGGAGCUCCGACAGAUGCCCGAAGGCAUGAUGAUGGCCAAGGCUGGCAAAGAUGGCAUCAUAGCACAGGGUGCUCCAAUGAAGCAGGAGCAGGGUGGCUUAAGGAAGGGGCAUGACGUUCGUUCCAUCAUCGCCAGCUCCCCGCGCUCCCACUACGGCAUGCCCCCUCACCUGGAGAUGCGGGGGCCUGAGCAGCGGGGCCGCUACGAGGAAGGUCCUAAGGGUCGGCCCAGCGCUGUGGUCAGCACGGCCAGCUCCAUGGCUCGCUCCUCGCCUCUGGCCAUGGGGGGCGAUCAGGGUGGCAAGGCCCACCACAGCCCCGUUGGCUACGAGGAACACAAGGGUGGCAUGAGGGCUCCCUACACUGGGCCUUCUCACAGAGGAUCCCCGCUGUCCAGAGAAUCAGGCCAGCGGCAGCAUGAAGGCUCCAAUAAGAAUCAGCCUCAGGAGCGCAAGUCCACACCCACCCCUAGGGAGAUGAGCUCCGGCAAGUCAUCGCUGUCGGGCGUUGCCGAGCAGCAGGCCCAACAACAGGCCCAACAACAGGCAUCCCUGGCGUCAUACGAGCGUCUGCUGCAGGGUCUGGGGGCUGACGUGUACCGAGGUCAGAUCCCCCUGGCCUUUGACCCUGCUGCCCUGCGUCAGGGCAUCCCCAUCGACCCAGCAGCCUACUACCUGCCUCGUCACCUGGCCCCUAACCCUGGCUACCCUCACCCCUACCCCUACCUGAUCCGGGGCUUCCCUGACACGGCGGCCCUGGAGAACCGCCAGACGCUGCUCAACGACUACAUCACCUCCCAGCAGAUGCACCAGUGGCCUGCAGCCGCCGCCAUGGCUGCCCAGCGCUCAGACCUGCUGAGGGGGCUCUCACCACGGGACCAGCCCCUCCAACUGCCCUACUCUGCUGCCCCGCGCGGGAUCAUCGAUCUGUCUCAGGUGCCACACUUACCUGUCCUGGUCCCUCCCUCUGCAGGGUCUUCCGGCUCCCCCAUGGACCGCAUCACCUACAUCCCUGGAGCCUUCCCUAGCCAGCCAUACACCUCCUCUCCCAUCUCACCAGUUGGGCCCCAACACAUGAGCAAGCAGCAUGGCACACCAUCCUCUGCUGACCGCGAGCGAGAGAGAGACCGGGAGAGAGACCGCGAGAGGGAGCGGGAGAGAGACCGCGAGAGGGACAGGGAACAGGAGAGAGAGAGGGAGAGGGAUCGCGAGAGACAACGGGACAGAGACAGAGAGCGGGAGAGAGAGCGGGACAGGGACAGAGAAAAGGGGAUCUCUCAUGGCAACGUGGAACACGCACCCAUCUGGAGACCAGGCACAGAGCACAGCUCAGGUGGUAGUGUCAGGCCGUCCUCCCACUCUGGCUAUGGCCACCAGCACUCCCCGGUGUCCCCUCGCACCCAGGACAGUGUCCAGCAGAGGCCCAGCGUCCUGCACAACACUGGGGGCAAGAGUCUGCCUGUCAGCGACCACAACAACCCCUCUGUGCUAAGGUCCAUGCCAGGCUCAAAUCGCUACCCAGGCUACGCCUACCAUCAAAGCAUGGACUCUAAGGAAAUGAGCCGGGAUGGGGGCAAGAGUAGGGGAGGCCUUCCCAAACACACCCAAGACCAACAUGGGCCCUCUAUAUCCUCCAGCAAAUCUGACCCCAAGCUGGCCAGCCCUAACCAAGGGGGUUACCCCAGCCCCUACCCCCAGGGCUCUUCAGCCUCUCACCACUCAGGGCGACCCCCUCACCUGCUGCCCCCCCAGUCGGAUAACGCUGCUGGCCGCGGAGAAAGUGGCACACCUAGUAGGGAAAAGACUCAAAACAAACCGAUGUCCAUUCAGGAACAAGAGCUCCGAUCACUCGGUAAGACCACCAUGACUGCGGCCAACUUCAUAAACGCCAUUAUCAUGCGUCAAAUUUCUUGUGAAACGGGGAUGCCAGAGACGGGCUCGCUCGUGGCCAACAGCGCCAGUGAUGUUCAACAGAAGAUGAUGCCCAUGGAGCAGCACGGUCUGUACCGGCCUCCCUCUGAGGAGAGGCUGUCCCCGGGCCAGCAGCCCCAGUCCCCCCUGGUCAAAGGCAGCCAGAGGGUGGUCACCCUGGCCCAGCACAUCAGUGAGGUGAUCACCAAGGACUACACCCGGCAGAGCCAGCAGGCCCAGCAGCAGGUCCCUAUGCAGCAGUCUUACCAUAGCAACUCUGUCCUGGACCUGACCCGGCCCCCCAGCGCCCCCCAGGCCCCACCUGCCUCCCAGGAGCCCAGCCAGGGGCCUCGCUACACUCCAGAGGGAACCGGCGGGGAUCGUGCCCGAGACAGGUCCCCUCCUCAGCCCAAGGUGUCACCUGUCAAUAUGUCUACAGACGGCAUUGAGCCCGUGUCCCCUGCCGGAGCCAUGUCUGAGCCAGAGACACAAGGGGCCUCCUACCCCAACGAGCAGGGCAUGGGCUCUCGCUCCCCUCCCAGCACCUCCCAGCCCCCAGCCUUCUUCAGCAAGCUCACUGAGAGCACUUCGGCCAUCGUCAAGUCCAAGAAACAGGAGAUGAUCAAGAAGAUGACCGUGGUCGGCAGUGACGCCGACUUCAAUCCUGGUCAGCCAGGAACAGAGAUUUUCAACAUGCCUGCCUCUACCACUGCAGGACCUGUGAGUAUCCGCAGCCACCCGGCUCCCGAGGUGUCCGGUAACACCAUAGGGCUGGAGGCCAUUAUCAGAAAGGCCCUGAUGGGAAAGUAUGAUGAACAGGCCGAGGAGCGCCCUCCCUCCUCCAAUGCUAUUAACCCCAUGGUUGCCAGUGUGCCUGCCGCUAUGCUCCCAGCUGAUGGACGGACGGAGGACUCUUACUCACUGCAAGGUGGGGGGAAACCAAAGGGCAGCGGGCGUUCUAACGGGCGGAAGGCCAAAUCCCCCGGGCCGGGCCUGUCAGGGGGGGAGAGACCCUCCUCUGUGUCCUCUGUCCACUCUGAGGGGGAUGCCAACCGCCGCACGCCCGUCACCAACCGUGUCUGGGAGGACCGGCCCUCCUCCACAGGCGCAACACCCUUCCCGUGUAACCCCCUGACCAUGCGUUUCCCAAGUGGCAUGCCGGUGUCAAACCCCUCUCCUACCCCCUCUGGACAGAUAGGGGCUCAGGGCCAGGGCCGGUCCUGGGAGGAGGAGCCCAAGCCCCUGCUGUGUUCUCAGUAUGAGACCCUGUCUGACAGUGAGUGAGAGACCCUGCCAUGGAACAGAACAGCACCCGCCAACUAACCACCUCCACUGCUGCUGCAGGCACACACGUGACACACACACACACACACACACACACACACACACACACACACCAUUCCACUCUACAGCUCCAUCUCCACCCAGCAAGGGAGUACGACAGGACCUGACCUCUGGGCCUCCCAUCUCACACAGCUGACUGACGAUCACAAGCACCGAUGGGGGUGUGCUGAAACACUGCUGCUCCGUGUGUUAGUGUUUCAGUGUAUGCAGUCACUCCAGGACUACUCUAAAGGACAAAUCACUUGUUUUUUUUACUUCAUUUUCCCCCCUCUUACUGGCCUUAUUGAUACGGACACAUCAACUCAUGCGCUUGUUUGUAUACUGUUCUAGUGUCUUCUACGGUCUGUGGAAGGGACUUGGUACGGCCCCAUAAUCUGAUGCUCAUGUGUUUUCAUUUGGUCCGCGGAGUGAUUCACUUGCCCCUGGUCAAGGAUGGAUGUGUCCUCUGCUUGUACCGGAAGCCUGCUCUGUUCGGCCAUGUCAGGGCUCUAAACAGGGAUUCAACCUGGAUCUUCAGCUUGGAGAAGCCUGCUGCCUCCUCUGACCAGCAAACCCAACCAUAGUGGACAUGCAUCAGCACAGAAGUGUCUGUCUCUCUCUCUCUCUCUCUCUCUCUCUGUCUGUCUCUCUCGCUCUGCGCCAGUGACCCCUUGGACAGGGUGUGAACCACACAGAGUUCUGUUUGGAAAGGUCUGCUAGGGAAGUGGUCUUCCUACACUGGGUCAUUUCACUGUGCGGAGGGCAGGCGGACAGGCAUGUAGCCAGGCAUGCCAUCUAUUGUACAGUACUGUGGACACUGAGUUCAGACGGCCUGUGCAUUUCUACUACUGUUAGAAUGCAUCAGAUGAUGGACAGGAGGAGAAAACCAACACAGGAAAACAAUGUCUUUAUUUUAUUUUCUCCUUUUUAAAUCCAGUCAGUCCAGUCCUGUGUUUGAAAGUGAGCUGAGACCUUUAGUACUUUUGAUCGUGAAUGUUUUGAUGGUGUCAGUUUCUCUUAUUUUCAAUGAUCUAUCUUCGGGGGUUUACAGGGUAUACAUGCUGUCCAUUGCUGAUGUCAUCAUACAUUUGAAACGUUACUGGAGAACGGUGGUGGCAUUAUGGUCUCCAGACAUCCAAUAGAGAGAGCGGUCUGUGGGUGUGAUGGACGGCACGAAGAGACAAGUGACACUUUCUCACUGUUUUUAUAUCAACCACAUCUGUGUUUGUUGAGAAUGUUUUUGGAUGUUAAGCACUUAGUUGUCAAUUUGUUCACAACGGCAUUUUUAGGAAUCUGUUUCGGGCAGGCGAGAAUGGACUGGAGAAGACGAGUGUAGAGUCCUACUGUGGAGGCGUCCUCCUUUAACAUCUCUUUCAUUUGGUCUUGCCACCAACAUGCUUUAGUGCUCCCAAACUCCAGCGACAAUCACAGUUCUAGUGAAACAUUACCUAGUCCGCUUUGAGUGGGUGGAGACCAACCUUAAAGCUGCUUUAGGGCAAAUUUCUCAGCAUCAGAGUUGGAAUUUGCUUGCAUUAAAGAGGUGACAAAUGAAAGCCAUCAAUGUUUCUAUGCCUCUUGGUCCAUGGCGGUGCUGGCUGUGGCUGUAGUGUGAGCCCCAGCUGGCCUGCUGGAAGCCUGUCUCUUGGAGGGAACUCCUAAUGUCUCUAGGGGCUGCCUGUUGUGACAGUCUGACCUCUGAUUUUUUACUGUCUAGAGGAAGAGGAGCUCUGCCUAACGCCAGGCCAGAUGCACCUUCUUAUCGAGACCUGAUUUUGUACAGUUAUAAGAUAUUUCUAGUGUUAAGUGCCAUUUAUUUGACAUAAUACAGUACUGAAGUUACGAAGUGACGCACAAUUUUCUUUUUCAUUUUUUCCUAUCAUUUUUCUUCAUGCCAGGGUUAUACGUGUAGAUGCAGGGAAAUGUUGAAACCAAGAGCAGAUGAAACGUCCCCCUUUUGAUUUUUUUUCUUCUAAAUCUGUCACAGCCUUAGCUCUUAACUGUCACACAUUCAGUCAUGAUCCUGAUUCAGAGGAGGUUUAAAAGUCCAACAGUUGGUGUUCAUUUACCAUGUGUGAUUUUAAAUUUGUACCCAUUUUUAAAGGCCAUCUCUUUGUUGUUGAUGUGGUAUAUGACAGUGUUCAUGGCUUGUAAUUGAGUGUUGAAGCAAGAGACGCACAGCUAUUCUCAGUGUGACUGUUGUUGAGGGCGACUGCGGUGUGUUGUCCUGUCCGGUCCACUAGUUGGGAGCGGGUUGAGUUAGUCAUGAUGGAGACUUGUUAGUCAUGAACAUGUGUAACAGUUGUUGGACUGCCUGCGCUCUCCUCCCCCUUCAUCUUCACUUGAUAAUGUAACGCUUCCUACCCUGGCUACCUCAACUGGUCAUGUUUUACAUCUAGUCAGUCAAGGUGGAGGUCAAAUUAGACGUUUUUAACUGGGCCCAAUAAAACAGUUUCGGCCUCUCUACUUGUAUAUCAAUUUACUAUUCAUGAGGUCGUUGGGAGAGCAAAGUGACAGUACAUUUUGACAUGAUAGGAAGACAGAACCAUAUCUACAUGUUAGCUAAAUAAAUAGCAGAGGAAACUAGAAGAAUCCGUUUGAAAUGUACUGAUGUGUAUUUUAAGGAUUGAUGUGUUUCCCCUCUGGUUUCUGUUUGUUCUUUACACUGCUUGCUUUGAUUACUGUCAUGUCACUCUCCGUGCUAGAAGUUAGCCUUUCAUUGGUAAUGAAAAUAAUCAUUCAAGACGAACGAUAAACGAAUUAGUCAAAUGGCCGAUGCGAUCCCUGUAUUGUACAAGGGUGGGCGGGAGAGAUGGCAUUGACAAAUGUUCAACCAUAUUGUGCAUAAUGAUUUCUUUUUUUAUUAUUAUAACCCACUGUAUAAUAGCAAGGAUUGUAUAUAGAACUGAAAAGAUGUAAAUAUUUAUGUGGCUUGCUGCAAGGUUGGUAUUUACAGAAAAACUAUUCGCACUGUUUAAUUCUACAUGCCCACCAGCAAGCUUUGUGGAUAGCAGUGUAACAAUGAAAAUUAAAAAAACACUGCCUUAAUGUUUAAAUAAAAGCUUAUUGCCAUUGAAACUUA
Oncorhynchus tshawytscha (Chinook salmon) is the source of this 10808-nucleotide messenger RNA. RefSeq names its product nuclear receptor corepressor 2. The transcript has 47 exons. Gene Ontology annotation, molecular function: transcription corepressor activity. Bases 272 to 7690 code for a protein of 2472 amino acids. The record is from RefSeq and is a predicted model, not a curated record. Gene Ontology annotation, biological process: negative regulation of transcription by RNA polymerase II. NCBI's taxonomy places the organism in Eukaryota, Metazoa, Chordata, Actinopteri, Salmoniformes, Salmonidae.